Molecule: messenger RNA, 1659 nt
Organism: Talaromyces stipitatus ATCC 10500
Lineage: Eukaryota; Fungi; Ascomycota; Eurotiomycetes; Eurotiales; Trichocomaceae
Product: proteasome regulatory particle subunit Rpt2, putative
Exons: 4
Coding region: 155-1543 (462 amino acids)
Biological process (GO): proteasome-mediated ubiquitin-dependent protein catabolic process
Cellular component (GO): proteasome regulatory particle, base subcomplex
Molecular function (GO): ATP hydrolysis activity; proteasome-activating activity; ATP binding
Source: RefSeq, a predicted model, not a curated record
AGACAAACCAGCUUCAUCACCUCUAUCACCGCACCAUCUCCAUUUACUUUUGUCUCAUCUGGUUUUUGCUCAGUAUAUUAUCGCAAUAUACAAGUGCUUAUUGUGAUCUAUACAAGUUUGAAGUGUCGGGUCGUUGAUUCCUAGAGCUCCUAUCAUGGGUAAUCAACAAUCCAAUAUCGGGGGCGGUGGCCCAGGAGGAGAUGGAAACGAUGACAAGAGCAAGAAGGAUAAGCCUAAGUACGAACCACCACCACAACCCACCACUCGCCUCGGUCGCAAGAAGAGAAAGGCAGCUGGUCCAAAUGCCGCCGCCAAACUUCCCACUAUUCUUCCCACGGCACGAUGUAAAUUGCGAUAUUUGAGGAUGCAACGAAUCCACGAUCAUCUGUUACUUGAGGAGGAGUAUGUCGAGAACCAGGAGCGUAUCCGAAAGGCGAAAGCACAGGCUACCACCCAACCUUCAGCAACUGGAGAUCUCGAUGCUUUGGAUCGAAAUGCUGAUGAAAGAGGUCGGGUGGAUGACAUGCGAGGGAGUCCAAUGGGUGUUGGAAAUCUGGAGGAAAUGAUUGAUGACGACCACGCCAUCGUAUCCAGUGCCACUGGUCCUGAGUACUACGUUUCUAUCAUGUCUUUUGUCGACAAAGAUUUGUUGGAGCCUGGUGCUAGUAUUCUUUUACAUCACAAGUCGGUGUCAGUGGUUGGUGUGUUGACAGACGACACGGAUCCAUUGGUGUCCGUCAUGAAGCUAGACAAAGCGCCGACAGAGUCUUAUGCGGAUAUCGGUGGUCUCGAGUCUCAGAUUCAAGAGGUUCGGGAAGCCGUCGAGUUGCCGUUGUUACACCCGGAACUUUACGAAGAAAUGGGUAUCAAGCCCCCCAAAGGUGUUAUUCUGUACGGUAGCCCGGGUACUGGAAAGACGCUUUUGGCGAAGGCCGUGGCAAACCAGACCAGCGCUACUUUCCUGCGUAUCGUUGGUAGUGAAUUGAUCCAGAAAUAUCUGGGUGACGGCCCUCGACUCGUACGACAGAUUUUCCAGGUGGCAGCAGAGCAUGCUCCAUCUAUUGUUUUUAUUGACGAGAUCGACGCCAUCGGCACAAAGCGAUACGACUCUACCUCUGGUGGUGAACGAGAAAUUCAGAGAACAAUGUUGGAACUGUUGAACCAGCUUGAUGGAUUCGACGACCGGGGAGAUGUUAAGGUGAUUAUGGCAACCAACAAGAUUGAAAGCUUGGAUCCGGCCUUGAUUCGCCCAGGUCGUAUCGACCGCAAGAUUUUGUUCGAAAAUCCUGACCAAAACACCAAACGCAAAAUCUUCCUCCUCCACACCGGCAAAAUGUCUCUCAGCGACGACGUCGAUCUGGAAGAAUUCAUCAGCCAAAAGGACGAUCUCUCCGGUGCCGAUAUUAAAGCCAUCUGCUCCGAAGCCGGUCUCAUGGCUCUUCGCGAGCGUCGUAUGAGGGUUCAAAUGGAGGAUUUCAGAACUGCGCGUGAACGUGUCCUCAAAACCAAGAAUGAGAGUGAGCCGGAGGGAUUGUACUUGUAAAUACUUUCUUCCUCUUGAAACUGUAGGCAGCCGCAAUAUUUCAUUCGUGUAACUCUAUGACAAACUAGACAUGAUCACCUUGACUUAUAACCUCGAACCUUUAAUAUAUCUCAAUU